This is a messenger RNA of Funneliformis geosporum, 999 nucleotides long. The record is from the annotation of a GenBank genome assembly. NCBI's taxonomy places the organism in Eukaryota, Fungi, Glomeromycota, Glomeromycetes, Glomerales, Glomeraceae.
AUGGACAGACAGCAAAAUACGAAUGACAAUCAGUCACAACAACCAGAACAGAAUCAAAAUAAUAACGGAUAUUCCGGGUUCUUCUUUCCGUUCACAUUUCUGUUCGGAGAACAACAAAAUCGAACAAGAAACCAACAAACGCCAACAUCACAAACAACAUCAAAUGACAAUCAAACCUCUACUAACGAAAAUGAUUCGCCUCAACAACCACAAGGACAAGUUCCUCAAUUUCAUUUCUUUGUACUCCCGAUGCCAGUAACACCAGGAGGAGAUGGUCAAGCAACCCCAAACAUUUUUUUCUUUACACCCUUAUUCAUGCCACAAGAAUCUCAAAAACCACGUGCUUCGGAAUCGGUCAUGAAAAAAUUACCAGUUGUCACCAUAACAAAAGAACAUUUAAAUGCAAAAGCAAGUUGUCCGAUUUGUUUCGACCUUUUCGGUGAACAAAAAGUAAACGCAACAGAAAAUGGAGAUAAUGAAGCUACAGUAACCACAGAACCGGUACGUAAGAUGCCAUGUAAUCACUUGUUCUGUGAGUCGUGCCUUUUCCAAUGGUUAAGGCAAAAUAAUACGUGUCCUUUAUGUAGAAAAGAAAUCGAAGCUGAAGGAGAACAACAGCAAACUGAUAAUAAUAGAGAUAAUAAUAAUGCACCUUUGAACGGUACCAAUAAUUCAAUGUCUCCGAACACGGAGACAGCGACGACCACACCGAUAAAUACAGCACAGUUUCACGUUUCAUGUUUAAGAACUUCUUUAUUAGUUGAGGGUUAUUCGCUUUGUGACAUCAAUUCGAUGUCACGAACGUUGGACUUUCAUUGUCCAACGUGUCGUGCUCCUGCAAUCCUGCAAAGCGAUGUGUUGAAAUUGGCUCCUGCUCCAAAUGAAAACGAAAAUGCAAUUUCUCCACGGAGUGAACGGCAGGACUUUUCAAUAUUUAACUUACCUAUAACUAUUCAUAUAUCGGAUUUAUCGGAUUCCGAUGAUAUGGACUUGGAUUAA